Molecule: messenger RNA, 2193 nt
Organism: Candidozyma duobushaemuli
Lineage: Eukaryota; Fungi; Ascomycota; Pichiomycetes; Serinales; Metschnikowiaceae
Gene: TEA1
Product: Tea1p
Exons: 1
Coding region: 1-2193 (730 amino acids)
Biological process (GO): DNA-templated transcription; regulation of DNA-templated transcription
Molecular function (GO): zinc ion binding; DNA-binding transcription factor activity, RNA polymerase II-specific; DNA binding
Source: RefSeq, a predicted model, not a curated record
AUGGUGCCAGAGCUGCAGAUCCAUCCCAAAUCCGUCCCCCACAGCAUAGUUAACAAUGACCCCGGUGCCGUCAACGCACAGUCUAAUGCAGACGCCGGCAGCAGCCUGCUUAAGCGAAAAGUCUCUCAAAAGAAGGAUAUGCCGCUUUCGUGCCAGAGAUGCCGUCUCAAGAAAGUAAAAUGCAACCUAGAGCAUCCUUGCUCCAGCUGCGUCCGUUUGGGCGUCGAGUGCAUUGUUUUAAGCGACAUGAGGAAGAAACGGCCCAACGCUACGUAUGUUUCCAAGUUGGAAAGAAAGAUCAAGCAGAUGUCGACGUUUUUCAACAAACUCGAGGCGCUUCCCACGCCCCAGGAAAAGCAGAAUUACCUUGAUGCCCACGCCAGCGAGUUGCAUCUGGUUUUGCAAGAACCGGACGAGGACGAAAAGACGGAGGAGGAAACUGAAAAAAAGGUUUCCAUCGAACCACAGCCAGCCUCGAAAAUCCGGCCCGUUUACGGCCCCACGUCCGUCUACGACAACGACCAGGACCACCGGAUGCAGCCUGUAAGCGACAAGAAGGGCACCCACAACAUCACCGUUUUAAACCAGCUCAACAAGUCCCCAGACAUUCUCCACUGCCUCAAGCUCUUUUUCACCUGGCAGUACCCGGACCACAACAUGUACGUUUUCCGAGAAGCGUUUUUGAUUGACUUUUUCAACCCGAAACCAGACACCUUGUACUGCUCCCCUGUGCUAGUGCUCAGCAUAUGUGCGCUAGGAGCCCGGAUGUCUGAAAUCGACACUAUUUAUAACCGCUCCAAGUCCUUCUACAACGAGGCCCGGAGCCUCUUGCUUCUGAGCUUGGAGCACCCGUCCAUCACCCACGUGCAGAGCUUUCUUCUUUUGGCCUUCUACGAUAUCUGCAACGGAAACAACUCCACCGGCUGGAUGCUUUCAGGAAACGCCAUGCGGAUGGGUUUUGAUUUGGGCUUCCAGCUCCAUCCGGAGGUGUGGUUUUUGAAAAACAGAGGCGCCUUGAAACAGCUAGACGUGGCGAUCAGAAGCAGGAUCUACUGGGGGUGCUACAUGGCUGACCACUUCAUCAGUCUUAUUUUGGGGAGGCCUUCAUUGUUGAAGCUGUCGGACGCUACGAUUCCCGAAACGGAGGAUUUGCCUGAAUUGGCCUGGAUCAAAGAGUACAAGUAUGUUCCCGAUAACGUCACCAACAUCUCGGACCCGCUCAAGAACAUCAUCAACUUGAUCAACAUUUCCGAUAACAUGCUCAACGAUAUUUUCACAAAGGGCGACCACGGGCCAGACCACCAGGAUCUCGACGGUGACGACCUCAAUCUCGUUUCUCGUCUUUCCAUGUUGUACGCCUAUAACGACCAGAUCAUGAAGUGGAAACACAACUUACCGCCGGAUCUCAACUGGGACCAGGAGAGUUUGAAAAGAACUUCCGACAAUCCCACCGUCUCCGGCGUGCGCUACUACUACUACAUCUUGGUGCUUUGUCUCAACCGUCCUUUUGUGGGUAUAGCCCGAAACAUCAGAAACAAAAACCACCUUUCGCCAGCUGUCGUGUGCACAAACGCCAUUGACGAGAUCUACUUGGCCAUCCAGACGUUUCAGAAAGCCCACGGGCUCCGCAGAGCCUCCAUCUUCAUUGUCUACUGCAGCAUUUUGUCGAUUUCGGUGAUUCUCUUGACCACCACCUCAGAGCUGCUAGGCCAGGACAAGAAGGAAAAGCUUAUAUAUUUUCUCAAUGUGCUUGUGGGCUGCUCCAAGACCUGGGCAUUGGCGGAAAAGUCCCAUAAAUUAAUCAGAGGCAAGCUUCUGUUGCAGUUUAGCCACGACCCCGAUUUCAACCCAGACACUAGAAGACCCAAAAAGCCGAAAACGGACCGCAAGAAGGUGCCCAAAAGGAACCCCAGCGAAAACCCCGUGGUGGUCAAAAUGGAGGAAUCCUCCUCGGACGCUACAUCCAAUGCUUCAGAAAGACAGCACCCCAGUCCUUUUCAACAACCCGAUCCCUUCAACCCAAUUCCAAACAUCCCAGAUACAAACUCCGACGAUCUCGAUUUUCCUCCCUUGGACGAGGCAAAUGUCGAGUUCUUUGGUCCCCCAGUGCUCAUGACUUCAGAUCUUUUCAACGAAGACUGGGAAGCGCUUUUCCCAGAUUCCAUCUUCAGCUCCAAGACCCACGAACUGUAA